CUAUGAAGUUCCUCCAAAACAACGCUACAACUGUUCCCACGCCUAAACUCUACGCCUACGAGCCGCCAGGAUCACAGCAAGCUGUUGACGUGGGCGCAUGCUACAUGCUGAUCGAGGGCUUCUACGGGAACACUCUGCAAGACGUAAAGUUUGAUAUCUGCGAUCUUCCCACAAAUACCCAAGAACGUAUUAUAUCUCAAUGGGCAUCCGUCCAGGCUGAGCUAGCCACCUUCUCCUUCCCCCAGAUUGGCUCUAUCUCAAACUUCUCCAAAGAGGAUGACGGCGUGGUGACAAUCGGUCCCCUUGCUGCAGCUGCAGCAGAGCGUUUCGCAUUUGGAGGCCCUUUCGCAACAUGCACCUUCGUUUUCUGCGACAUCGUGGCUAGCACCGAGCUGUUCAAGGACAAGGAAACUUCUUUCCAUCUUAAUCACAUGGAUAUGGGGACUCAGAACAUACUCGUGGACGAUGAGUUCAACUUCUUAGCGGUCAUUGAUUGGGAGUUUGCACAGUCGGCUCCUGUGCAAGUCAACCAUUUUCCAAUGCCCUUUCCCCUCAUUUCAUCUGAAGCUAGUAUUCAAAAGAUACUGCAGGACACUGAGCACUUAGCUUUCCGCAACGUGUCACGACAGACUGCCGCGCAGCAGCUAUACUGGCAAAAAUUUCAGGAUGCAGAACGGAAUCUAGCAGAGCAAGGGAGACCGGUCAUUCCCUCCAUUUCCGAAAGAUUACGAGGACCUGCUUCCAGAAUCUAUGCAAUUUUGGAGAAGCUUGGUGGAUUCUGGGGACCUAAAGAUCUCACGUAUGAGAUGGUGCGGCUCUCUUUUGGAAUUGAGGGCGACGCGGCGAAAGAAUAUCUUGAGCGAAUGGAAAGGAAGAUGAACGAAAAGGAAAGUUAA
This is a messenger RNA of Periconia digitata, 896 nucleotides long. NCBI's taxonomy places the organism in Eukaryota, Fungi, Ascomycota, Dothideomycetes, Pleosporales, Periconiaceae. The record is from the annotation of a GenBank genome assembly.